Oryza sativa Japonica Group (Japanese rice) is the source of this 845-nucleotide messenger RNA. NCBI's taxonomy places the organism in Eukaryota, Viridiplantae, Streptophyta, Magnoliopsida, Poales, Poaceae. The record is from RefSeq and is a predicted model, not a curated record.
AGGGUUCUCGUUCUUGUGGAGUCACUCACAUUCAGAUGAUGCGGCUGCGACGAGGGCACAUCACCCAGCUUCUGCUGCUGAUACUUGCUCCCGUUCGCCUCCUGCAGGAGAUCACCAUUGAAGAGGCUGCGACAACCCUAGCUCCUCCUCCUCCUCAGACCAUUUCCUCCAUGAUAGGCUCCCUCCGUGGCCGCGGCCGCCGCCUCCUCGCCGCCGCGUCCGCCCUCGCGCUCCUCCUCCUCCUCCUCCUGUCCCGCUCGCCGCGUCGUCGUCCCCACGGGUAUGGCGUCGUCAUCGACGCCGGUAGCACGAGGAGCCGCGUCCACGUCAUCGCCUACCGCUCCCCCGCCGCCUCCGCGGCCGCGGCCGCGCUCCCGUGGAUCGACUGGGCGCGCACGGCGUCGAUGAAGGCGGCCCCGGGCUGUUGUCCUUCGCCUCCGAUCCGGGCAGCGUGGGUCGGUCGCUGGCGCUGCUCGUGGAGUUCGCUCAUGGUCGGCGGCGGCGAGGCCCGGCAUGGUCGGGUGAGGCAAGGUGGGAAGUCACGCGGGCGGCGGGUGAGGCUCAUGGUCGGCGGCGGCGGCGAGGGCCGGCAUGGUCGGGUGAGGCGAGGUGGGAAGUCACGCGGGCGGCGGGUGAGGCGGGCGGCGUGGCUGGUGUGGCGGGCGGCGGAGAUAAUCCUCUUUGGCGUGCGUUCUUUUUUUCGUUCUUUUUGGCGUGCAGUUUCUUUUUCCGGAGCGAGACGCAGUGUUAAUCCGGUGCUAAUUGCAACCGCAGGAUUAAUCCGGCGCUAAUUGCAAUCGCGGUGUUAAUUACACUAAACAACUCGUGCUUUUUAUAUUAGUCUA